UUGUUUUGGUUUUUUAAUAGGAUGAACUCAACUCGCCUCCAGUUUCCCUGAGCCAGUUACUUCUGCUUUACUGUCUCCGAUCAUCUGUUGUUUAUCUCCAUCUGUCAUCUCUCUCUCUCUCUCUCUCUUGGGGGCCUCCUUCUCCAUUUGUCCACAGAAAAAAACCGUCUCUUUCUCUUCACCACCUUAAACAAGAAUCAAGUCUCUCCUUGUCUUCUCCUUUAAAAUGCUUCCUCUUUCUCUUUUAGCUUUGUACUCUUCACUCAUCCAUCUGCUCGUUCAGCUUUUCUUGGAGACUGUCCUUCCCUCGCGUCGCUUAUCUCACAAGGUUGUCUAGCUUCGUAAAGUUUCGAGUUUUUUUUUUUUGGCGAAGACCCACUUGCAGUUUCAAGAAUUCACUGACGAGGGAGGCCCGUCAAAAGUGAUACCAUGUUGGAUCUCAAUCUCGAGAUGAUCUCCAGCGACUCGUCCUGCGACGGCGGCCAGAACAAGAUUGCCCUGGGAGAGCCUGAAGAGGAAGAAGCGGCCAAGCUUCACGAGGCCUCCGGCAACUGCGAUAUGGAGGAAGAUUCCGGGACCUCCAACUCCACCAUUGUCGCCAGCGCGGAGGAAGCUUCCGGCAACGCCGGCGACGAGAACUCCUCCAACACCACCUCCUCCUCAUCCAUAUUCGAUGUUAUGAAGGAGAAGGAGGGCAAGGACGGUUUCAAGGCCGGAGACCCGCGGCCCUCGCCACAGGGGCUGAUCACUCGGCAGCUUUUUCCGGUUGCCGGAGCCAUAGAGCACGGCCAUGAGGUGUCGGACUUAGGGUUGGGGUCGCCUGCGAGGCCGCAAUGGCUGAACUUGUCCUUUGGCGAGCCCGCCGGAGGUCAGGCGGAGUUCAGGAUUCUGCAGCAGAAGCAGCAACGGAAGAGCCGCCGUGGGCCCCGGUCCCGGAGCUCGCAGUACCGCGGUGUCACGUUUUACCGGCGAACCGGAAGAUGGGAAUCGCACAUAUGGGAUUGUGGGAAGCAAGUGUAUUUAGGUGGAUUUGACACUGCAUAUGCUGCUGCUAGAGCGUAUGAUCGGGCGGCGAUCAAGUUUAGGGGAGUCGAUGCGGACAUCAAUUUCAAUAUCAGCGAUUAUGACGAAGACAUGAAGCAGUUGCAGAUGGCGAAUUUAACGAAAGAGGAAUUCGUGCAAAUACUUCGCCGCCAGAGCACAGGAUUCUCGAGAGGAAGCUCGAAAUAUAGGGGCAUGACCCUGCACAAGUCCGGCCGAUUAGAAGCCAGAAUGGAGCAGCUUCUUGGGAAGAAGGCUUAUGACAAUGCGGCGAUCAAAAGUAAUGGAAGGGAAGCAGUAAAGAACUUCGAGCCGAGCAUUUACGAAGGGCGGACUAUGCCAGAUCCCGGAGCUGGCGGCGGAGACCACAAUCUUGAUCUGAGCCUCGGAAUGUCUCUGCCAUCAAGUAGUACAAUGGGAGGUGGAACUCGAGGGGAUACGCUCUUUCGUCGUGCCGACUGUGAGAUACCAAAUAUCUUGAUGGUCGGUUGCUCUUCUUCUGCCCAUAAGGGCGGAGAACUUGCCAAUAUCGGAAUGGCAUCGAAGAGUCCUCCCAUUUGGGCAGCCAUGUAUCCUGCACACGCAACAAUCUUUGAGGGAAAGGCGACGGAGAAGAGGGUGGUCGAAGCGAUUCCGGCGAUGAGGUUCUCGAGCUAUGGAUUGCCAGUGCCCAGCAACGUCAACAAUGUGAACGGCGGGUCUCAACAAGCCCCAUUGUUCGCCAAUGCAGCAUCAUCAGGAUUCUCUUCAUCCAUAGCCCCUCCCCACCCUCCUCCACAGCUCCCACUAAAUCUCCAGAAAAAUGGCGUCUACAGCAAUACAACUAGUCGUGCUUACUUCAGUUACAGAAGCUAAGCAAGGCAUCAUGUCCAGCUUCCUGAAGGCCACAUCACCGAUUUGUUGCUAUGCUCUUCUCUUGUGAAGUUAGGUAAGAAAAAGCAAGAGAGGACAGACCAACCAACACCAUUUUUAGAGUGCAUUCUCAAUUUAUAUAGGAUUCGGUCUGUUUGAUUUCUAUAAAACCAAGUGCACAAAAAUAUCUGCGACCCAUCAUGUAGUAUAUGUGACAUACGAUCUGCAUAUACAUAUGCGUAUGCUCUUGAGAACCGACUGGGUGCUUUGUAUAUCUUCCAUCUCGGAAAGACUGGUUUUUUAAUCUUUUGGUUCAUAAUAAGAUGUGGUGUUUUCUAUUUCGAGA
This is a messenger RNA of Rhodamnia argentea, 2239 nucleotides long. Its product is annotated as ethylene-responsive transcription factor RAP2-7-like. The record is from RefSeq and is a predicted model, not a curated record. The coding region runs from base 430 to 1896 and encodes 488 amino acids. The transcript is spliced from 9 exons. Gene Ontology annotation, biological process: regulation of DNA-templated transcription. Gene Ontology annotation, molecular function: DNA binding; DNA-binding transcription factor activity. Lineage: Eukaryota; Viridiplantae; Streptophyta; Magnoliopsida; Myrtales; Myrtaceae.